This is a messenger RNA of Prorocentrum cordatum, 303 nucleotides long. NCBI's taxonomy places the organism in Eukaryota, Dinophyceae, Prorocentrales, Prorocentraceae. The record is from the annotation of a GenBank genome assembly.
GUGAGCCGGGGCGGCCUCUCCUUCGCGGGCCGCGUGGAGGAGGUGGAGGCCGCCAACGGCUCGGUGGCGCUUCGCCUGGUGGUCGGAGGCUCCGAGGAGGCCGCGGACGAUGCCCCCAUCGUGCCAGAGCUGCUGAUCUUCGGCCACGACGCAGGCCCCAGCGGCCUCUCGGGGCGUGCCGAGGCGCUCCGGCGGGUGCGGCACCACCUGGCCAACCCGCCCGCCGCGGCGGCGGCGGAGGCGUGGGACGACGCGGGGGCCUGGAAGCAGGACGGGGCGGCCGGCGGCGGCGGCUGGAAGCAG